Messenger RNA from Paramecium pentaurelia, 8214 nucleotides. Lineage: Eukaryota; Ciliophora; Oligohymenophorea; Peniculida; Parameciidae. The record is from the annotation of a GenBank genome assembly.
AUGAAUUUAUCAUAAAAUCUUCGUUAUGGGUCUUUUAUAAGAAUAGCUGGAAAAGGGAUAAGUGGAACUAAAGGUAUUAUAACUUCCAAAGGGUAACACCAUCAAAUAUUGAUCUGUUAGUUUUUUCGAUCAUGCUGUUUAUUUCUAAACCUAUGAAGAUAUGGAUGAUAUCAAUAAUUUUAGAGACGGAAUCUUUUAAAUAUUACCUCGAGGAAGCUUUGAAAUUCAUGAUGAAUAUUUGAAAGGAUUGUAAUGAAAUUGUCUAAUAAUCGUAGGGAUAAAUCACCAAGUUUACAAUAGAGAAUGAAAUCUGAAAAGGAUUAGUAUUUCAACAUGAUUGAUAAUAAAAUGAAUGAAGAAGUUUAUUUCAGGUAUUAAUUUGAAAAAUAAUUUUGUGUAGUUCAGAAGUAAUAUUUUAACAUGUUGAAUCCGGACAGUAUUUAGCCUGUUCGGAGGAAUGCAGUGAUUCAAGAAGUGAUAGCUUUGGAUUAAAACUAUAGUAAUUUUUAUCCAGCAGAAUAAUAUUCAAAAUGGAGCCUAGUAAAAGUUAUUAACAAACUGGAAGACCAAUUAUUUCCAAAUAAUCAGUCAAAAUCCAAUCUGAUGUAACUAAAUUUUGGAUUGAUAAAAAUAUGAGAUCACCAGUAUAAUUAGAUCAUAAAUCGACUUAAGCUGGAUUGAAAAUAUAAUUAAGAGCAUUAUAAGAAGAUUCUCAUAGAUAUGAAUUAAUUGUUAGCCAUUACUCUGAUAGUGAAUGGAAAAUAUAAUUAUAUGAUAAUUAUGAGAAGCAUUAACUCAACAAAUUAAAAUUAAAAACUAAUGAAGUUGUUACUUUUAAAUGUCCUAAAAAUGAAGCAUAUUUAGGAGCAGAUUUAUAAAACAAUGCUAUAGUUCUUAAACCAACUUAACACAACUAAUAAAUUCCUGUAGAAUGUUUAUGGGAGUUGUAAUUUCAUGAUAAACCUAAUAGUGAAUUACCAACUAUAACAUUAUAACCAAGAACUUUAGCAGCUAUACGUCAUUCAUUUUUAGGAUAAAAUAAUUUAUUUGUUCCUAAUGCUAAUCAAUAAUAUAAUUAAAAAAAUACAACAGAAAAUUAAUAAUACAAUAAUCAAUCAAAAUUAAAAAAAAAUAUAUCAAAAUAAUUAAGAUUAAGACAUAUAAUGACUGGCAAAUUAUUAUUUUGCUAAGAUCUAUUUGAUUCUGAUGAUUGUUUUCCUGCAAUAUUAUCUGAUGAGUCAUGCACUAUAGGUUUACAAUUGGCUAAUAGAUAUGAAAGAGAAUUUAUGGAUUCAUCCUAUGUUAAUUUAGUUCGAGAUGAUAAUGUUUUAACAUCGAUAACAACAAAAUAAUCAAUGAAAACAUCAAGUGAAGUACGAAUUAAGAAAUCUGAGAAAAUUCAAGGAACAGAUGGAUUCUUUAAAUAAUUAAUAUAAGAAAAAGAUAGUAUUAAAUGUGGUUUCAGAGAUCGAGCAUUUAGUAAACCAUUUAUUAUUCAAAGAGUCAAAUAAACAUUUUUUAAAUUAGUGUUACAACCAUUUUCAGCCUAUGAUUAAAUGCUAUACUUUGUACAAUAAUUAAAAGUAAAUGCUGUAAACUUUCCUUAUGUUAUUCCUCCAGAGCGAAUGUUAUAAAUUUAAUUUUUAUUGAAUCGAUUACAUGAAUAUUUAAUGGAUAAAAUUGAUAUAAGUGAUGAGAAUGUUGAUGAUUUACCUAUUUUUGAAAGAUAAAUAAUCCUCAAAGAACUUUAUUUCACUGAAAUAUUGGUAGAAUUAUUAUAUCAUUUAUGUUAUAAAAAAGGAACAAAAAAAUUAUAAGUAUGGAAAAAACAAAAAGAAAAUAUUCAAACCAUUUUUUCAUCAACAUAUUAACUAUUGACAAAGCUAGUCUAAAAUAAUAUUGUAACUAAACUUUAUGCAUCCUAAUGGCUUGAAAUGUUUCUACAUUAAUAUAUGAUUUUAAAUUAACCAGCCAUCUAAUCUUUUUUAUCUGAAAUGUUAGAUAAUAAUAAAGAAGCAAUAUAGAAAUUUUUAAAUGAAAAUAUUAUCAAAAAAUUAAUAGAGUUAAUUACAUAAUAAUCACCUCAUGAUAAAUAUCUAAAAAUCUUAAAUGCAAUUUGUAUUUCAAGCAAUUAAGCAAUUAGAGAAAAUUAAAAAUUAGUUCUAGAAAACUUUUUUAAAGUUGCUGCUCCAAGUAUAUAAUUUUAUUUAUUAUUAUUAUUUAGAUUUUAAAUUUGAUUUUAAGAUAAAAUAAGGUCAUAUUUACAUUCAAUCUGCAGAAUAAUUAACAUAUUCUAGAUGGUAGAAUUUAGAGUAAUUCUAUAAAUCUAGUUUGAUGAAUGAUAAUUUAGAAUAUUGGAAUUAUUUUAUAAGUUAUUUUGAUUUAUUAGGAGAUGUUGCUAUGAAUAGAUUUGCAUAAGCUAAAGAAUUUAUUGAUGAAAAUUAUUCAUUAGAAAUAUUUUGUAAGAUUUUAUAUGAAGCAUAAUCAUUUCACAUGUUCAAUUUAAUGAAACCUUUUUUAAAGUUAAUUCGAUAUGCUUAUAUAGAUACUCCACCUUUCUAAAAAUUUAAGAAAUUAAGAGUGGUUUAAUUUAAGGAUUUACAAGGAGAUUUUAUUGAUCAUUCAACAAUGUUACCAAAAACAAGUCCAUUAUUAGAUGUCAUGGGAUUUUUAUUAUAAUAAUUAGAAAAUAUAGAUUAAUUACAUAAUAAUCUUGAAUAUUCAAAAAACUUAUAAUCAGUUCUAUAAUUACUUAAAUGUUCAAUAGAAAUGUAAUUUUGGGUUGAUAUGGAUUAAAUAAAAGUCAUAUUAACCGCUAUGUAUAACAUUUGUUCAAGUAUAAAGAAUUUUAAAAUGAUAAAAGAUUAAAUUGAAUCUCCAAAUAUUUAACCUAGCUCAAAAAGUAUUAUUCAUUUAAGUAAUAUGUAUUAAUAGUCUGAAGAGAAAGAAACACAUUUUCAUAAAAAAAUAAAAUCUACUAGAUUAAAUGAAACAAAUAAUAUUUAUAUGACAUGUAAACAAUUAGCUUGUGAAAUUAUCAAUACUAUUUUUGAUCUAGAAAAUAACAUUAGAGUAUUUAUGUGUUCCAAAUUAUUUAAAGAAUAAUUAUUAUAAUUAGAAUUAGUAGAUCCUAAUUUAGCUAAUAUCAAUAAUAAUCAAAAAAGUAUAAAGACAAGUAUAGAUGUAUAAAAAGUACCUAAAAAGAAUAAUUCCAUAAUAAAAGUUAUAUAAUAAAAGUUUAAGAAUUAAAAUAUUGCUGAAGAUAAAAGCAUAUAUGAUAUAAAUAUUUGGAUUAAUUAAUUUAGAUAAAUAGUUUCUGAUAGAUCUCUAUCUAAUUUUGAAAAUUUUGAAUUGAUAUUUGCAGAAUUAUCAUUUUAUGAAAAUCUCUAUUUACCAAAAUAUUCAUUAGAAAUUUUAUCUAGAGCAUAUGGAUAAAGAAAAGAGUUAAUAUAAAACUUUGAAAAAGUUAUAAUUGUUGUUUCAGGAAAAACUCAAGAAUUAAGUUUGUUGGCAAAAUAAAUCAUGAAAAAAUUAAAUAUACUAUAUUAAUCAGAGUUUUAUACUAUGUAUAAAGAAACAAGUAAUAAUAUAAGAACUAGUUUAAUUUGGUAUCAUUCUAAUGAACAUUAGAAGGCUGGUCUUAUGUAAAACUUAUUUCAAUUAGGAUUGUAUUUAAAAAAGGAUUUUGAUAAAGGAAGGUCUUUGAAUCCUUUGAAUUUUGAUGAUUAUAAACCAGAAAAUAAUACUACUAUAGCAUUUUGUGAAAGAGAAUAAAAUUACAAAUUACAUUAAGCAAUUUUAAUAGCAGAAGAAAUUCACAUUCCUUUAUUAGAAUAUAUCUAUAAAUUUAGUGUAGAUUAAUCAGUCAUCUAUUGGAAAUUUUUACAUUCAAUUUAUGAUUUUUUAACAAUUCUUAUUUGGAACAAUUCAGAAAAUAAAUAAAUAAUCAUAAAAAACAAAUAAUUGAUGCUCAGUCUAGAAUAACAUUUAAAAUUUAAUGUUGGAGCAAUUGAUUUUUUGAAGGCUUUAUAUGCAAAUAAUAAACCAUUGUUGUUUAGUGAGAGGGAAAUGACAUUUAUAUUACACUCUGUAGCACCUGUAUGCAAUGAAUAAUCUAUAAAUUGCUAUUUUAAAUCUAAAACAUUAGACUUCAUGAAAGCAUUAUUGAUGUUCAAUUCAAAUUACAUUACAUCAAACUAAACUGUUAUACUUUAGAAAUUGUAAGAGAAAUAAUUUAACAAAAUAAUUUUACAAUUUAAAAGAUAUGAUGAUUAAACUCCUGUAUCUCCUGAAGAGAACAGUUUUAGUGAUGUCACUUCUUCUUAAGACAGUUAAAUUGAUUAAGAAACUAUGAUAUCAGAUGUAGUAUUUAAAAAUUGGAUUGAUUAAUAUCAAAAAAGUUAUGAAAAUAUUGGCUAUGGAUUUCAUGAGUUGUAUAUAUCCCCAGAAUUAACAUAUCUAUACACCUUUUUUUCUGUGUUUAGUUAAUUAAUUGAGGAAAAGCAUUUGAUUAAUAUGAAAAAAUGUUUGAAAAUUCAUAAAUUUAAUGAUUUAAUAGUACUGUUACAUUUGGCUCAAGAUUGUUGGCCUUUGAAGAGACAUCUUCGAGCAUAUAUCAAUCGUUUGUAUUAUAGUAAAGUAAGUGAUCAUUUUGAUUUAAUUAUAAAAAUUGAUUUGGUCAUUAUGAUUGAUGAUUUAUAGAAGAUUAUAGACUAUUUAAUAUUGCCAUAACAUUCAUAUAUGACAAUGACUAUUAUUAAAGCUCCUAUUAGAUAUAAAUAUUUAAUGAGUUAUAUCUAUUUGAAUUUGGAGGAGAUAUUAAUAUCAUUAAAUAGUUUAUUUUUAAAUGAAUAGUUUCUUGAGUAUUUAGAAGAAUUAAUACUUUUCAAUUAGUAACAUUCAAUUUACAGAUUGCAUUUCUAAUUAUUUGAAAUUUGUUAAAAGCUUUUAAUAAUUGAAAAAAUAUAUAUAAAAGAAAAUUUGGGUCAUUUAUGUUAAUUAUUAUUAGAUGUAUUUUAAAGUAUAAUAUCAGGAUUUGAAGUUAAAAUAUUGUUAAUGAGAGAAGGUUUAUAUAUAAGCAUGGUUGAGGAAAUGCUUUUAUCUUAAUACAUCAAGUAGACAAAUCAAUAGGAUCUUACAAAAACAUAAGUAAAUAAAUUACAGUUGAUAUAAAGAAAUAGGGAAAUUUAUAAAUAAAUGUAAUAGAAUAGUCAUGAUUCAUCUGUCAAAUAAUAUUUGGUUCACUAAGUAUUUUAAUUAGAUUAAUAAUUUAUUAAAGAAAGUAGAUUAAAUAACACUUUAGAAUUUUGGAAGACUUAAUCUAAAUAAAGGAUUAAAUCAUUUAAAUAAGAUAUGAAUGAUUUAAUAAAUCAUAAAUUAAGAAGAAUUAUGAAUAAUUGGAGUUUUAUACCUUAAUUUUCAUAAUUUCUUGAUGAAGAAUUUUAUGAAGUAUGCAAUAAAUUAUCUUCAAUUGGUGAAUAAUCAUAAAAUGCUUAUUAAACAAAAUAUGAAGUUACAACACUUUAAGAUUAUAUAUAAAAUAUUAUUUCAAUUUGUGCAAAUACUAGAGAAUAAUAAUUUUCUGAUGAAAUAAGGAUUUUCUUUUUAAGAUUACUGAGUAGAUUAAUUACAGAAAAGAAUUUAAGUAAUAAAUAAAAAAUGGUUGAAGUUGAUCUUUGGACAAGUGAAUUUUGGAUUGAUUAUAAAUCAGAAAUAAAUCAUGCUUAAAAUCUUCUUGCAAAAUGUGGUGCAUAAGAUUUAAUCUUAUUAAUUUUAUCAGAAAGUUUUUUAGAAAUUAAUUUAUCAUUAUUAAAUGAAUGUUUAUUAUUUUCAAUUGCAUUUUUAUUAGGAGGUAAUACAUAAGCUUAAAAUGCAAUUUUAUUAAAAUUAAAAUAAGAUUCAUAAAAUUAAAUAUUAACAAAUAUUAAAAUUAUCAUAACUAAAUUAACUAAGGUAAUUAAUAAUAACUUUUCUAUUGUUACUUAUAAUAAUACUAAAGGGUGUGAUUUUAUUUAGACAGUAGAUAAUUUUGACUUUUAUAAUACAAAUACUAAAGUAAUGUAAAGAUUGAAUGUUGUUGAUCCUGAUGAUUUUAAGGAAACUAAUUUUAAAAAAUAAUGUUUAGAUGUAUUAUGUCGAUUCUUUAGAGUAAUGUAAUUACUUUGUGAAAAUAAUAAUAGUGAAAUGAAAGAAUUUUUAAGAAGAUAAACUGAUGAUGUAUAUUGAUAUAAUAUAUUAUUAUAGUAAAAUAUAGCAAGAAUAAAUUCAAUAAAUUUUAUUGAAUUUACAAGUGUCCAAUUAAGAGCAUAUUUAAAAAUAUUGUCUAGAGCUAUCAUAAUCAUUCCUGCAUCAAUUCUUGAUUUUAUUAAUGAAGUAAUUUAACUACCUUGUAUUGAAAAUUAAAUCACUUUAUGUCAUACUACCUUUUUCGAAGAUGUUAGUAAUAUGGCUCAUUUCUUUGCUAAUAAAUCUAAUCAACUUUAAAGAUUAUUUGAUACUGAAGAUGACUUAUAAGAAUUGUAAGAAUUAUUUAACAAAAUUUUAUAAACAGUAUUGUUGGUUUUAGAAGGUAAUGAAGAAAAGAUUUACAAGGAUAUAUAAAAUAAAUUAGAAGCUUCAUUUUUAAUAAGCUUUUUAAGUUUAAGUUUUGAACAACUUAAUAUUGAAAACAUAAACGAUUUAGAAAUGUAAUAGUUCAUUAAUAUAUAAUUUUAGUUAUUUGUUAUAAUAAGAUAAGAUUUUUAAUUCAGAUAUGCUUAGAAUCUUAAAUGUAUGUAUUAUUGAAUAAAAAAUGGCUUCUUACUAACAAAGUAGAUGGAUAUAAUAAUUUCAUGAGUAAUUAAGUGUAAAUCCAACAAUAAAAGAUAUUUAUGAUAAUCUAAUAGUUUUAGUAUAAUAAUUUAUUAUAUAAUAGAUUCAUCAUAUAGAAAUAGUCUAUGAAGGUAAAUCCAUGACAGUAUUUUUUCCUUAUCAUCCCCUUUUUAAUUUAUUAUCAGAAUCAUCAAAAUAAGAUUUAUUGUUUUAAAUAAAUAGAGAAACUUAAAGAGAUAAAUUGUUAGGUUUACUUAGUGCAACAAAUAUUUUAUUUUAUGAAUUAGAACACAAUUAUAAAUUAAAUCAUUAUAGAAUACCAAUAACUUAAAAUAAUUUGAAUGUAAUGCAAAAUUUAUCCUCAAUCUUAGCCUUACUUAUAAAUUUAUCAAUGGUAUUAUUUUUAAUAUUGAUAAUUAGAUAUUUUUCUAUACAGUUGUAGUAAAAGGGAAUACUUAUUUGUUAACAUCAACUUUGUACAAUUCUUUAAUUAUAAAAAUGCUAUCUGUAAGUUAAUUAUUCUCAUAAAUUAUCUUAUUUAUAAUGGUUAGUUUUUAAAGGAUUCCAAUUUAUUUAUAAAAAAAUAGUAAAGGCAAUGAUAAAUUAAGUCUGUUAUUAGUUAUAAUUUAGGAGGAUACUUGUUUAUUAUUGUUUCUAUUGGUUUUAUUGUCUUUUUUUGGGGCAUUCAUUAAUAGUACAGUGUUUGUAAUUCAUCUUGUUGAAAUAUUUAGUCGUGUAACUAUAUUAAAAAAUGUGUUUUAAGCUAUUAGUUAUAAUGCUAAACAAUUAUUAGUUGUUGCUUUCUUAGGAGUAUUAUUUGUAUUUGCCUUUUCAGUUAUAAGUUUUAGUGUUUAUUUUGAUGAUAUAUAUUAAGAGGAAUAGACUGAAACAUGUGAUUCAUUAAUUACUUGUAUGAUAACCCUUAUAACUUCUGGUGUAAUUGGUAAUAGUAUGAUUAAUUGGGAUCCUUUAAAAUUCUUUUUUGAUAUGCUUUUUACAGUAUUUUUUGGAUUACUCUUUACAAAUAUUGUUUAAGGUAUUAUGAUAGACACUUUUGCAGAAUUAAGAGAUUAAAGAUCAAAAAUAGAAGAAGAUAUAAAAAAUAGAUGUUUUAUAUGUGCAGCAUAGAGAGGUGAAUUGGAAAAUAAAAAUUAAUCAUUUGAAUAGCAUAUUUAAGAAAAACAUUUAAUUUGGAAUUAUGUAUUUUAUGUUAAAUGUUUAUGGUUAAAAGAAUGGACUGAAUAUACUGGAUUAGAAUAUUGGAUAUAUGAAAAGAUAAAAUAAGAUGAUACAAGUUGGUUUCCAGAAUCAGUCAUUGAUGGCAAAAAUAUAACUGAAAGAUUGGAUUAAUUAGAAAAUUUAUUAUCAUAAGUAAUUGUUUAUUAAGAGAAUAAUUCAGGAUGA